AUGAUGGCUCAGCCCAGGAUGUCCAUCAGCCUCCUCUCCCACGUGUCCACCAGGCUGUCCGAGCCCAGCAUCCCUUGCCUCAGCAGUGGGGAUGAUGAUGAUGCCCACGCCAAGGGCCCGGCCCCCAGCCCCGAGCCCGCCGAGCCCCCUGGUGCCAUCCUGCUGCCCGUGAGCUACCGCCUGUCCAACACCCGCCUGGCCUUCUUCCUCAAGGAGCUGGGAGCCAGCCCGGUGAGCAACGGCAGCGCCCCUCUGCAGCGCUCCGAGCCCUUCGUCGUCUUCCAGACCAAGGAGCUGCCCGUCCUCAACGUCACCCUGGGACCCUUCAGCACGGGGCUGGUGCUGCCCAAGGAGCACCUGCAGCCCUCCAGCACCCUGGAGGUGCCCGACCGCCUCACCGUCAACUGGAAGGUGCGCGCCUUCAUCGUGCAGCCCCGGCUGGUGGCCAGCCAGCCCGUGGUCCAAGUGCUCUUCUACGUGGCCGGCCGGGAUUGGGAUGACUUUGAUGUGACGGACCGGCUGCCCUGCGUGCGGCUCCACGCCUUCCGCGAUGCCCGAGAGCUCAAGAGCUCGUGUCGGCUGCGGGGCAGCCUGGCCAUGUGCCUGGUGCAGGCUGAGCUGCCCCACGCCUGGUUCGGUCCCUCGGCAGUGCCGCUGGGCAGGAGGAAGAGCCCCGAGAGCCUGGAGCUGGUGCCGGGGGAGAGCCAGCAGGCUGAGCUGUACUACACCCUGCACGCCCCCGAUGCUGCCGGGCAGUGCCUUGGGGACACGGGUGGUCGCCGUGGGGCUGGCGGGGCUCGCACCGAGGGUCCCACGCAGCACCCGCUGCUGCGCAUCGGCAGCGUCAGCCUCCUGCAGCCCCCGCCCGGGCCCGCCCUGCAGGAGCAUCACCUGGAUGGCAACGUCUUCAUCCGCCUGCCCGACAAGCCCCUGAAACCGGGGGAGGUGCUGAGCAUCCUCCUCUACCUGAUGUCCAACUCCACGGUGGAGCACUUCACCCUCCGGGUGAAGGCCAAGAAAGGUGUGAACCUGCUCAGCACCAAGUCCAGGAGCGGGCAGUGGCUGGUGAGCUCAGAGCUGCUGACGGGUGGCAAACACUCCACUGCCACCGUUGAUGUGUCCAGAGUGGAUGGAGCCGGGCCCAGGGAUGGGGACUCCUCGUCUGAGAUCAUGCAGCUGGAUUUUGAGAUGGAGAACUUCACCAGCCAGUCGGUGACGCGCCGCAUAAUGUGGCACAUCGACUACCGGGGCCGCAACCCCCCACCCGACCUGGAGAAGGUGGUCACAGAGCUGACGGUCAUCCAGAGGGACAUCAGGGCCAUCGUGCCCCUGGCCAUGGACACAGAGAUCAUCAACACAGCCAUCCUGACGGGGCGCACGGUGGCCAUUCCUGUCAAGGUCAUUGCCAUUGAGCUGAGCGGCGGUGUCGUGGAUGUGUCAGCCAUGGUGGAGUGCAAGUCCAACAACGAGGACAUCAUCAAGGUUUCCAGCAGCUGCGACUACGUCUUCGUCAGCGGGAAGGAGUCGCAGGGCUCCAUGAGUGCCCGGGUCACCUUCACCUACGAGCACCUGUCAGCCCCGCUGGAGAUGACAGUGUGGGUGCCCAAACUGCCCCUGCACAUCGAGCUCUCGGAUGCCCGGCUCAGCCAAGUCAAGGGCUGGAGGGUGCCCAUCCUGCCGGACAGGAGGUCGGUACGGGACAGUGAGCACGAGGAGGAUGAGGAUGAGCGGAAGCAGAGCCGGGGCUGUGCCCUGCAGUAUCAGCACUCCACACUGCAGGUCUUCACCCAGUUCCACACCACAGCUGCUGAGGGCACGGGCCAGGUGGUCACCAUGCUGGGGCCGGACUGGCUGGUGGAGGUCACCGACCUGGUCAGCGACUUCAUGCGUGUGGACGACCCGCGGGUGGCCCACUUGGUGGACAGCUCCACGCUGGCCGGGCGGGAGCCGGGCACCACCCUCUUCAAGGUGGUGUCCCCGCUGGUGGAGGCGGUGCUGGGUGAGACGCUGGUGACGGUGGCAGAGGAGAAGGUCAGCAUCACGGACCUGAAGGCCCAGGUGGUCUCCAGCCUCUCGCUGUCCCUCCACCCCAGCCCUGGCAACAGCCACACCAUCAUCGCCCGCACGUCCGUGCAGCAAACCCUGAGCUUCUUCAAGCAGGAAGCGCUGCUGAGCCUGUGGAUUUCCUACAGCGACGGCACCACGGCCCCCCUGUCCCUCUACGACCCCAAGGACUACAACCUGGUGGUGAGCAGCCUGGACGAGAAGGUGGUGACGGUGACCCAGGACCGGGCGUUCCCCUUGGUGGUGGCGGAGAGCGAGGGCGCGGGGGAGCUGCUGCGGGCGGAGCUGGUCAUUUGCGAGAGCUGCCAGAAGACCAAGCGCAAGAGCGUCCUCUUCACGGCCUUGGCCACCGUGCGCGUCCACUUUGGGUCCGAGGAGGACCCCACCUACGACUACGACCACGUGUCCAGCAGGCCGGGGCUGGGGGAGGCCGGGGCGAGCACCACCCUGCGGGCAGAGGUGGACAGGAAAGCGGACCCGAGCGAGGACAGCCGGAUGUCCAGCGCGUCUCACCCAACCGAGGACUUCCCCACCAUCCCCACCGGCUUCGUGCAGGUGACGCGGGGGCUGACGGACCUGGAGAUCGGGAUGUACGCCCUGCUGGGCGUCUUCUGCCUGGCCAUCUUGGUCUUCCUCAUCAACUGCAUCGUCUUUGUGCUGAAGUACCGGCACAAGCGCAUCCCACCGGAAGGCCAGACCAACAUGGACCAUUCCCACCACUGGGUCUUCCUGGGCAAUGGGCAGCCCUUGCGGGCUCACAAUGACCUCUCCCCGCAGCCCGAGAGCCCGGGGAACCCGCUGGAAAACGUGCAGACCUGCUGCCACGGGGACCACCACAGCAGCGGGAGCUCUCAGACCAGCGUGCAGAGCCAGGUGCACGGGCGCGGGGACGGCUCCUCGGGGGGCUCCACGCGGGACCAGAGCGAGGACCCGCUCAACUCACCCACCUCCAAACGGAAGAGGGUGAAGUUCACCACCUUCGCCACCAUGCCCUCGGACGAGCUGGCCUACAACUCCAUCCCCAUCGCCGAUGAGGAGGACUUGGAGUGGGUGUGCCAGGACAUGGGGCUGCAGGACCCCGAGGAGCUCCACAACUACAUCCGCAGGAUCAAGGAGAUCGCUUAA
This is a messenger RNA of Cinclus cinclus, 3189 nucleotides long. It is a transcript of the gene TMEM132E, whose product is annotated as transmembrane protein 132E. Bases 1 to 3189 code for a protein of 1062 amino acids. The record is from RefSeq and is a predicted model, not a curated record. The transcript has 9 exons. NCBI's taxonomy places the organism in Eukaryota, Metazoa, Chordata, Aves, Passeriformes, Cinclidae.